AUGAAUGAAGUAGAAAUAGUAAAGGAAGUUAAAAGAUUAUUUUAUAAAAGCUUGUUUAAAGAGUGUAUUGAAACUUACAAUAACUAUUAAUAGGAAUACACUAACUUUUUGAACUUUUAAAUUGCUACUUUAUACAAAAGUUUAAGCUACUUUUACAUAGAUCAAUUUGAUGAAGUUUCAAAAAAUAUUAAUAGUUUAAUACUUAAAAGUGAGUAAAAAAAUAAUGGAUAAAUUAAUUAAUUCGAUUUGAUAAUUAGAAUAUUUUAUAUGCAAUAAAUGUUUGAUGAGAAUUUUUAUGCAGCAGAAUAACAAAACAUAAAAUUUAAAGAUUUAAUAGAUAAAUAUUAGCAGAAUAAAUCUUCUUAUGAGUUAAAAUAUGAUUCAAUCUAUUUAUUUGCAAAAGGUUUUUAUUAAUUUAUAGAUAAUUGGAGGAAUGAAGCUGAUUUAUAAUGUAUAUAAUUAAUGAAAGACUCACUGGCUCUUGACGAUUAAUACAAAUAAGAUAUCAAUUUCAUAAUUGGCUGGAUUUAUGCUUAAAAAGACUAAUAUGAUGAAGCACUUAAAUAUUUUUUAAAUUUAGAAUAAGAGAAUUCUGAUUACCCUGGUAUACUAAAUUCUAUUGGAGUAACUUAUUCUCGCCUAAAGUAAAGGGAAAAAGCAGAAGAGUAUUAUUACAAAUCUCAUAAUAAAUUUCCUAUGAACACCUUAUACAUAAAUAAUUUAGCUUAAUUUUAUAGCCAAAAUAAAAAUAUUGAUGAAUGCAAAGAAUUAUUUAUGAAAUCAUUAAAAAUCAAUCCAAAUAAAGUUCUAACGCUUUAUUUUUAUGGAUAUUUUCUUUGCAAGCAGAAAUAAUGUGAUGAGGGCAUGUAAUACUUGCUAAAAGGGUUAGAAAUAAAUCCGUAAUCAACAGAUAUUUGCAACGCUUUGGCUAAUAUUAACAAGGAGCUCUCAGAUAUAGAAAAAUCAGAGUUUUAUUACAAAAAAUGUAUUGAAUUAGAGCCUUUGAAUGGUUAAUUUUAUGAAGCCAUAGGAAUGUUUUAUAUAGAUGAAGGAAUGUUUGAUGAGGCGAUAGAUUAUUUUAAAAAGGCUCUUACUAUGAAAUUAUUUAGAGUAAAUUAUCACUCUACCUCGUCUAAUUUAGCAUACUGCUUAUAUGAACUUGAAAGGUGGGAGGAGUCACUUGAUUAUUAUAUUCAAUCUCUUGAUUAUCCAGUUAUAUUUGACACAACAUUAGACAUCGAAAGUAUAUGCUUUAUAUUAGAUUCAAUAGAAAUAAUAUCACUUAACAGAAAAAUUGAAAUUCUCAGUUUAUAUAAUAAAAACUUCUUAUCACGAUUAGAUUUGAUAAUAGAAAAGCUAGAGAAUAUUUAAAUAAAAUAUUUUCUAAAGUAAAAAUAAGCUUUAUUUAGAUAAUUUUUGUCAAUUGAAGCCUACUUAAAAUUUAUAUAACCAAAUCUUAUUUACAUGAAUGAGAUAUCUCACUGGGACUUAUAUAUUGAUUGA
Molecule: messenger RNA, 1503 nt
Organism: Tetrahymena thermophila SB210
Lineage: Eukaryota; Ciliophora; Oligohymenophorea; Hymenostomatida; Tetrahymenidae
Product: tetratricopeptide repeat protein
Exons: 1
Molecular function (GO): protein binding
Source: RefSeq, a predicted model, not a curated record